AUGCCUACUAUCGAGGAUACGACUUCCAAGGAAGUCACGUCACCAUGGUUGAACGCAGUACCAAGCAUUGUCGCCGAUGAGAUAUUCUCUCUGGCUGCAGACUAUCGCCUCGACCCAAACCCGCAAAAGGUCGAUCUGCUAAUCGGGGCCUACCGUUCCGAAGACGGGAACCCAUGCCCAUUACGUUCGGUACUGGAAGCAGAACGUCGUCUCCUAUCUCUAAACGACUUGGGGAAGCAUGAGUAUCUCCCUAUCGAGGGAGAUACCACUUAUCUCAGACUGGCCCAAAAGCUUCUAUUCGGCCAAGAUGACCGGUCUAAGCUGUUGCAGCGGAUAGUCUCAGUCCAAUCUAUCUCUGGAUCUGGAGCCAUCCACAUCGGUGCUGCUUUUCUGUCCCGUUUCCUCAAACCGAGAUGCGUAUGGGUCUCUGAUCCUACUUGGGGUCCUCAUAUUCUGAUGUUUGAAAGAAUGGGUGUGGAAUGCAAGAAAUAUCCAUACUACGAUCAAACCACACGACUCCUCAACUUCCGAGGAAUGAUCGAAACUCUCGAGUCUCAGGGUCAAAUUGGAGAUGUUAUCAUUCUUCAAGUCUGCGCUCAUAACCCAACUGGCCUCGAUCUGAGUCAAGAACAGUGGAAGGUUGUAGCUGAGAUUUGUCAACGCAAAGGCAUCUUCCCAUUCUUUGAUAAUGCAUACCAAGGCUUUGCCACAGGAGACCCAGAAAAAGAUGCUUGGCCACUUCGAUACUUUGCCAGUCUAGAACGCCCUCUGACCUUCUGUGUGGCACAGUCCUUCUCUAAGAACUUUGGACUCUACGGACAGAGAACAGGAGCUCUCCAUUUCAUCACAAACAGCAAGGAUAUCGCCAUCCAGCCCAACAUCCUUCAGCAGCUUCGUUUCAUUAUCCGAACCGAAUACUCAACUCCACCUCGAACAGGCUGCAACAUUGUGAAAACCAUCCUUGGCGACCCAGAGCUUAAGUCUCAAUGGCUCAGUGAUGUUUUUUCCAUGAGCAAAAGACUGGGACAGGUCCGCUCAGCACUUCAUGGUGGCUUGAGCGCCUUCGCAGAAAGCGGCGACUUUGACCAUAUCAUGAAACAGGUAAUGAAGCACGAACUUUGUCUUGGUUGCCAUUCGAUGAGCUAA
This is a messenger RNA of Fusarium mangiferae, 1146 nucleotides long. RefSeq names its product putative aspartate aminotransferase, cytoplasmic. The record is from RefSeq and is a predicted model, not a curated record. Bases 1 to 1146 code for a protein of 381 amino acids. The transcript has a single exon. Gene Ontology annotation, biological process: L-aspartate biosynthetic process. Gene Ontology annotation, molecular function: pyridoxal phosphate binding; L-aspartate:2-oxoglutarate transaminase activity. Lineage: Eukaryota; Fungi; Ascomycota; Sordariomycetes; Hypocreales; Nectriaceae. Gene Ontology annotation, cellular component: cytosol.